AUGGCGCCGUCGCUGUCGAAGCCGGUACUGAGCGGCGUCGCGGCGCGCGCCCGCACAGUUCGCGGCAUCAUCCUCCAACUCAUGACCAUGUACCUGCGCAACCGCACGCGCAUCUCCCGCGCCGUCUACAUCACCCUAUUCCUAGCCCUCCUCCACCGAAUUCGCAACGCCAUCGCCGAUCAGAGAGGGGCCUCGGCCCGCGAAGCCGAAAAGCGCGCUGAGAAAGCCCGCAGCACAUCGAUAUCUGAGGUGGACGAUGAGGGCAAAAAGAAAAAGGUCGAGCUGAAUCGCGAGUUCUUUCGCUCGUUGAUGAAGCUGCUCCGGAUUGUCAUUCCCGGGUGGCGGACUAGGGAGACACAAUACCUCAUCAGCCACAGCAUCUUUCUGAUCCUGCGGACAGUAAUCAGUCUAAAGGUGGCGGCUAUGGACGGCGCCAUUGUGAAAGCCCUGAUCAAGGGGAAUGGGCGCGAGUUCUUGAAGCGCAUCAUGUGGUGGAUGCUGAUCGCUGUGCCGGCGACCUUCACCAACUCCAUGUUGGCGUACCACCAGUCCGAACUCGCCCUGAGGUACCGGACACGGUUGACCGAGUAUAUCCACGAUAAAUAUCUGUCAAAGUUGACAUUCUACGGAAUCUCGGCCCUUGACGACAGGGUCAAGAAUGCUGACCAACUAAUUGCCGUAGAUGUAACCAAGUUCUCCAACAACUUGGCAGAACUCUACAGCAAUCUGGCAAAACCGAUCCUUGAUAUGACCAUCUACACGAUUUCGCUCUCACGAAGCGUCGGUGGAGAAGGGGUCGUCUUCAUGUCGCUUCUCGUCCAGCUUUCGGCGGCUAUGAUGCGAGCAUUAACACCCCCGUUUGGCAAAUACGUGGCCGAUGAGGCGAGGUUGGAGGGCGAGUUCCGCUUCCAGCACUCGAGAUUGAUAAACCAUAGUGAGGAGGUUGCCCUAUACGCUGGCCACGCAGCCGAGAAAGACACACUCGACAAGGGCUACUUUACGCUGAUCAAGCACAUCAACUAUCUCCUGCGGAAGCGCUUCUACCACGGCUUCAUGGAGGACUAUGUUGUCAAGUAUAUCUGGGGCGCCCUAGGUUUGAUUCUCUGCGGUCUCCCCGUGUUCGUCAAGCUGCCCGGCCAGGUCGUCUCCAACAUGGGUGACCGGACAGAGAGCUUCGUGACCAACCGGCGGAUGCUUCUCGGGGCCUCGGACGCCUUCGGCCGCCUCAUGUUUUCGUACAAGGAAGUCAUGGAGCUCGCUGGAUACACCUCACGCGUCUCCUCGCUCCUCGAAGUGAUGGACGAUGUGCAAGCAGGCAAUUUCUCCAAGAAGCUCGUCUCGAGCUCCGACACAGAGGCCAACGCCGCCGUGCUCAAGGGCCGUGGCAAGAUCAUCCCCAGCAAAGACAUCAAAUUCACCGACGUACCUAUCAUCUCCCCCAACGGCGACGUGCUCGUCCCGGCGCUAUCCUUCUCUCUUCAGCAAGGCGAUCACCUUCUGGUCGUCGGCCCCAACGGCUGCGGCAAAUCCUCUCUCUUCCGCAUCCUCGGCGGCCUGUGGCCCGUGUACGGCGGCACCGUCCACAAGCCGCCCUUCCACGAGAUCUUCUACAUCCCGCAGCGGCCCUACCUCUCGAGCGGCACGCUCCGCCAACAGUUCAUCUACCCGGACGGCCUGAGCACCAUGGUUAACAAGGGCGUCACGGACGACGACCUGCACGCCAUCCUCCGCAUCCUGUCGCUCGAGCACCUGCUCGAGGUCUACCCCGGCGGCUGGGAUGCCGAGGCCGAGUGGAAGGACGUGCUCUCGGGCGGUCUGCAGCAGCGCGUGGCCAUGGCGCGCCUCUUCUACCACCAGCCCCGCUACGCCAUCCUCGACGAGUGCACCAGCAGCGUGACGCUCGAGACGGAAAAGGUCAUGUACGACACCGCCAAGGAGCUGGGCAUCACCCUCAUGACCGUCAGCCACCGCCGCAGCCUAUGGAAGUACCACACCCACAUCCUGCAGUUCGACGGCCAGGGCCACUACGUGUUCAGCCGGCUCGAUCCGGAGAAACGUAUGGCGCUGGAGGACGAGAAGGAGGAGCUCGAGGUGUUGCUCAGGGGCGUGCCCGAGAUUGAGAGGCGGGUUAAGGAGCUGACCAGCGGGGAGUAG
Messenger RNA from Chaetomium globosum CBS 148.51, 2154 nucleotides. RefSeq lists its product as uncharacterized. Gene Ontology annotation, biological process: very long-chain fatty acid catabolic process; fatty acid beta-oxidation; long-chain fatty acid import into peroxisome. The transcript has 2 exons. Lineage: Eukaryota; Fungi; Ascomycota; Sordariomycetes; Sordariales; Chaetomiaceae. Gene Ontology annotation, cellular component: peroxisomal membrane. The record is from RefSeq and is a predicted model, not a curated record. Bases 1 to 2154 code for a protein of 717 amino acids. Gene Ontology annotation, molecular function: long-chain fatty acid transmembrane transporter activity; ATP hydrolysis activity; ABC-type transporter activity.